UAAAUAUCAUGUACUUUGCAAGGAGACUAAUUACUCACCGCGGUCCUCGCCGGGACAGCCUGGGCAGCACGAAGCGAUUACGCCGAUUAGUCUGUCGAUGUAAUUCCUGCAGCCGUUCUUAACCAUCGCCUUAGGAAAGUUGAUCCGGUACAGGGACGCGGUAUCGUUAAGGCGGCGUGGACCAAGGAAAUUCUCAGUGCUAGAAAGAGGGAUUCCCAAAAAAGACCUGAAAGAGGUCUAGGCUGUAUUGGCUAGCGACUGGGAGAGCUUACUCUUAUUCGUAGAAUGCUCUAUGCUCCAGCCCUUGCAAUUGAGCCGAUUUUACGGGAAACACUUGGUCGACAAUUUUGGCUAUGUCCUGGCUUAUUUUAACUGGUAGAUACGCCGUCCUGCUGUUUCCGUGUGGCCCUGGCAUCUGUGUCCUUCAAUUUCUAGCUAAAGGUACUUCCAUCCUGCCACACAGAUUCGGACUGGCAAUUGAAUCAGUCGCCAUCUCAUAUGUCUGGGGCUGGUUUAAUGUACAGACAGAUGGAUUGGAUACACUUGGGUGAUUGGAGGCCAGAGAUUGUACUUGAGCCAAGAGCGAAAAAGUCAUGGACCUUGAAAGGUGGCUGGGCAAAGACAAGCAGACAGAUGGCCUUACCAUGAGAGAACUUGGAACUGAAUCCUGCGCGAUGAGGGUUUCAGCACGCACACUAAUUGAAAGCAUGACCACUUGCGCGG
Messenger RNA from Aspergillus homomorphus CBS 101889, 723 nucleotides. RefSeq lists its product as uncharacterized. The record is from RefSeq and is a predicted model, not a curated record. The coding region runs from base 354 to 551 and encodes 65 amino acids. Lineage: Eukaryota; Fungi; Ascomycota; Eurotiomycetes; Eurotiales; Aspergillaceae. The transcript has a single exon.